AUGGAUGCCGAUUUAGAGAAAAGAACUAAAGUAUCACGAGCUUGUGAUUAUUGCAAGAAAAGAAAAUUCAAAUGUUCAGGAGUGUCGCCGUGUGAAUUAUGCACAAAGAAGAAUAUACAAUGUGAGUUCAGUAUUAUUGAUCGACGCACAAUCCGCCGCAAGAAUAAGAAAAGAACCAUACAAAAUAAACCAAUAACCAAUACCGUCAUAGGAUCUCAUAAAAUUAGUAAAAAUGACGAUGAUAAUGAUCAAAUCGAUAAACAAACCUUAAAAUUGUUGACUAAGAAAUCUAAAGUACCCGAACAACUUCAACCGUUGUUAACAUUUCCAUUGCACAAAUUAGACAAUAAACUGAACGAAGAAGAAGAAGAACAAGGGGGAGACAAUGAUCACGAAAGGAGCGAGGAAGGAGAGCACCAACACAACGACCAAUCACUCCCUCCUGGGUCUAGUUCAGAGUCCCAUAAUCGUCAGAAAGUGGACAUUCAGGGAAACGAGAGCCACGGUACUAGUGAUGGAGAUCUCACCAUCAAUGCUACGGGGUUCGAUAUCACAACAACAAGCAAUGAUAGAGUUCACAAAGUUAAUCAACAAUCAUCACCAAUGCCAAAGAAAAUAGUUAUCGCAAGAGAACGUUAUCCUCCUAAAGUAUUAUAUGAUGGCGAAGGUAACUUGAGGUACUUUGGAGAAAGUUCACCAUUGUCCUUUCUUUUCCAAUGUCGGAAUGUUUUUGUUGAUAAGAUCGGGGAUUCAAAUUUCACACUAGAAAGCAACGAUUCCUUGGAAGUCAUUGAAGAUUCUGACGAAUCUUAUGAAAUAAUACAAGUUGCACUUCCUAGCCGUCAAAUAUUGGAUGAUAUUAUCAAGAUUUUCUAUAUGAACAUUCAACAGGCAGUCUACUUUGUAAAUAUUGAUUUCUUUAAAAGUCAAAUUAUUAAUCCUGUUUAUGAAAAUUAUAGCGACUGCACACCAGGUAAAAUUGCCCUUGUCAAUCUAGCCAUUGCUGUUGGAUUACUAUACGCUGAAAACACAAACGAUCCAUUAGUGAACCUUUUGCAAUCGCCAACUAUGCAGUCAUCAGCUUAUUUUGAAUUUGGUUUCCAUUUAGCUAAAAAACAUAUGACAAAAGGUGAAUUAUGGAUAACAGAAGCAUUUGCCUUGGCAUUUUGUUAUUACACUUCUAAACAGCAACGUAAUUCUGCUUGGCUAAUGUUGGGCAUGGCAAUUCGUAAUGCACAAGCAUUAGGAUUACACCGAAAAUUUAUAAAUGAAUCAUUUAGAGAUCACAAUUAUAGGACUCAUCGAAGAAGGUUAUUUAAAUCCUUAUAUAUGUUAGACCGUAUUAAUUCUGUAUUACUUGGUCGUCCAUUGAUCAUUGAUGAUUAUGAUUGGGAUGAUUUCGAUAGUGAAGAUAUUUACGAUCUUGAUGCUGAAGGAAACCCAAUAAAAGAUCCACGAUUUGAAUGCAUAAUACAAGCGUGCAAAAUAUCAAAAUUAGCUGGGAAGGUGAUACGAAACUAUUAUUUAGAUGGAAUAAUCAAUGCCUAUAAAGCAGAAAAAUUGGCAAUAGAAUUGAAGUUGUGGUCACUCAGUUUACCUGAACCGCUUCAAAUUGAUAAAAUCUUUAGGCCAGAAACAGUCAAUAAAAUGCCAUUAUUAACUAUGCACUUGUCACAAUUAUAUUCAAUUGUAUUAUUAUGUCGACCAUUUUUCAUGUUUGUUAUAUUGAAUAAAAAACACAAAAAGCAUUCCACCAAGAAAGCUAAUGGAGAAAAUUUACAAAAGAGACCCAAAACAAGAUUAGAAACGUCAAUGUGUAAUUUUUGCAAGGCAACCACCAAGUCAUCUACUUUGAUUAUUCAGAUGGUUGAAAAUUACAUAAUCUCAACUAAUAGGUUGAAGUCAGCAAGAGCAGAACUGAAUGGGUUGAUACAUACUUGUUUAAUGGCUAGUUUAAUUGUUGGCUUAUCGAUUUUAUUUCUUGAAAGUAAUGGAUAUAGUAUUGAUGAUGGAUACUCAUCGAGUCAGUUAAUGAAAUAUUUGAAUUCAUCAAAACAGAUUUUCAAAUUUUUCGAUAGACUGAAAAAUGCAUUAUCAAUGAAAUUUCAUAAUAUAAUUGAACAAAUGCAAUUAGCAUUGAUGAAUAAAUUCAAUCUUGAUUACAAUGGUGAUAAAAUUAUUAAUUCUCAGGAGAGUCAAAACCAACAAAGACAACAUGGACAUGAUACAUUACCACAAGCACAACAAGCACCACCAGCGGUACCACCACCACCGCCACAUCAACAAACACAACCUAGUAACAACAUGACAGCAAAUUUUAACUUCAAUUAUAAUAACAAUGAUAACGCCACUAUGAAAGCGGAAAUGUUAACAAACCAACAAACUUCAUUUAAUGAAGAUUAUGAUAAAUUUAUUGAUACAUUUGGUAAUUUGCCCAACUUUUAUUCUUCUAAUCAUAAUUAUGGCAACAAAUCUAAUUCAAGAAAUAAUUCCCAUCAAUAUCAAACUAAUGGUGUUGAUUAUUAUAAUGCCAACAAUUAUCACAACAACCAAACCCCCAACCACAACCACAACCCCAAUCACAACCACAGUCACAGUCACAGUCACAGUAGCAGCAAUGUACCACAGUAUGAUGGCAAUAAUUAUAACAACCACUUGACGAACCAUCUGCCAGAAUCCGUAACUAGUUCCACGAAUUUAUCUACAUCAAGUAGUAAUUUUUCAAAUCUGACGUAUCAUCAAGAUCCAAAUAAGAAUAAUUUGACAGAUUCAUUAGAUGUAUUUAUGUAUAAUGUUGAAUUGAGUGAUAUUUUAUAUGAUGUGAAACCCAAUUAA
This is a messenger RNA of Candida albicans SC5314, 2835 nucleotides long. RefSeq names its product Zcf15p (gene ZCF15). Gene Ontology annotation, molecular function: DNA-binding transcription factor activity, RNA polymerase II-specific; DNA binding; zinc ion binding. The record is from RefSeq and is a predicted model, not a curated record. Lineage: Eukaryota; Fungi; Ascomycota; Pichiomycetes; Serinales; Debaryomycetaceae. Gene Ontology annotation, biological process: regulation of DNA-templated transcription; DNA-templated transcription. The coding region runs from base 1 to 2835 and encodes 944 amino acids. The transcript has a single exon.